AUGGCUUCGUCGCGCCCGGGUUCGCGCCGCAUCAGUUCUAUCAGCAACUCCAAUACAGAACCUUUCCCUUCGAUCCCCGACUCACCGGCGGGCCCAAGUUCUACCAACAACAAUACCACGACAACCACAACCACCGUCCACAUCCCUCAUCGUGGGAGACCUUACACAGUAACCUCCACCCAGCCCACGAACCAAUCUCCCACCACUGUAGCAUCCGCGCCCGACAACACCGUGAUUCCCAACUCGGCCGCCGUGACCCCGACCAUAACGAGAACUACCUAUGCCACGCCUCAAAUAAAUCAGAUCAACCAGCUCAACCGAUUCCGGCCAGUCGGUAUUAGACGACUGCCCUCAGCAAACCUGCGAGCGGCAGCACAAGAUGAUGAAAAUCUAUCGAGUCAACCUCCCGGUCGGGCUGCGUCUGGUAGAGGACGCAGUAGUUCUGCGCCACAACGUCCGAAUCUGGGCAUACCCGGCUUGAACCAACUAACGAGGCAAAGUACGAGACAAUCACUCCUGCCAACCCUCGCCGAAGCCCCAUCGGCGCCAGAACCCGCGCCAGCAGAUGGCACCGUGGAUCGAGACACGAUGAAUCAAAACGUAACAGGCGGAGUGAGUAGGAGACGGAGUAUCAGCAACGCUGCACGUUCGAUCGUGAGCAGAAUGAGUGACACGUCGAGGGAACGACAAGAACCUGAGUAUGAAUCAGAAGUCGUCGACCUGCUCGAUGUGAUUGAUCCCGAGGUCUCGACGCUGACUACUCUCAACAACGUCCAAAACUCACUCUUUGUGCCAGAUCUUGGGAGAUGGUUGAACCGAAGACCAACCUAUACGCUGAGUCGUCGGCCAACCCAGACCCGGAGGCCCGAGACCAUUGAAGAAAAGGAAGUGGGCAUGACUCCAGUUACCACCGAGGCGGCACCCAUAGAAGGGCCACCCGUGGGAGCCCCAGAGGAGGAAGCGGGUGCCCCUCCCACCAUGCAAAGGACCUGGUCAUGGCAGCGCAAACCCCAGAUUGAGCGUACCCGCAGUAUUUCAUCGGUUGUCACAGACUCUCACUUCGCCGUAUUACCACAUGGUGUGUCCCUCGAGGGAUGGAGUGACGAGGACAAGGAGGCGCUGGAUGAUCAUGUCAGGCACAUGUUGCACUCGAAACGCUCCAAGUUCAAACAGAGAAUGGUGGCUUUUGGGAAGUAUGUCUCAAAACCACUCGGGUUUUUUGUGUUUCUGUAUGCAACUCUAAUUACUUUGUUUGGUUUGGCCUGGGUUCUUUUCUUGAUCGGUUGGAUUUAUGUUGGAGACCGACAAGAGUACGACAUCAAUGUAAUCGACAAUGUGCUGGUUGCCUUGUUUGCGGUUGUUGGUGAUGGUCUGGCACCAUUCCGAACUGUCGACACAUAUCACAUGUGCUUUAUCGCUCACUAUCACCACCUGACUUGGAAGCUCAGACGAGAAAGAGGAAUGCCGAAGCUGCGUGACCACAAUGACCUCCCUGCUCAAACGGAGAAGGAAGCCGACCCCGAGUCUGUGGUUCCGGAGGACUCGGAGUUCUCGGUUUUGACGCACAAGCAACAGCAAAAGCUCAUGCACCAUCAAGCAAAGUUCUCCAAGUCGCAUUCAUUUUAUAAGCCUCACGAAACGGGAACUCAUUAUGCCUUCCCAUUACGCUUGCUGGUGGCCAUCGUGGUCUUACUGGAUUGUCAUUCACUUUUCCAGAUCGCGCUCGGCACCUGUACUUGGUCGAUCAGCUAUCACGUCCGACCACAAGCUCUGACGGCGACGAUCCUCUCGUGUUCCAUCACGUGCAACAUCGUGGCGGGUAUUUUGAUCGCCAUCGGUGACCGAAAGACACGCAAGAAGGACGUGGCUUUGAAGAUGCAACGACAAGCCUUGACCAAGACAGCCAUAAAGAAGGUGGAAAAGCACAAGCGAGAGAGGAUGGAAAACGCACUCGAGGAUCAAGGGCGAGAUAUUAAUUUUGAAGUCAUCGAUGAAGAGACUGCUGACCAGGUUAAUUCGAGGACUCAUUAG
Cladophialophora psammophila CBS 110553 is the source of this 2031-nucleotide messenger RNA. RefSeq lists its product as uncharacterized. NCBI's taxonomy places the organism in Eukaryota, Fungi, Ascomycota, Eurotiomycetes, Chaetothyriales, Herpotrichiellaceae. The transcript has 4 exons. Bases 1 to 2031 code for a protein of 676 amino acids. The record is from RefSeq and is a predicted model, not a curated record.